Messenger RNA from Hippocampus zosterae (dwarf seahorse), 2146 nucleotides. It is a transcript of the gene noxo1a, whose product is annotated as NADPH oxidase organizer 1a. Gene Ontology annotation, biological process: superoxide anion generation. Gene Ontology annotation, molecular function: protein binding; phosphatidylinositol binding; superoxide-generating NADPH oxidase activator activity. The record is from RefSeq and is a predicted model, not a curated record. Lineage: Eukaryota; Metazoa; Chordata; Actinopteri; Syngnathiformes; Syngnathidae. The transcript has 8 exons. Bases 83 to 1828 code for a protein of 581 amino acids.
GCGUUGCAUUGUCGAACGGCACGCAGAAGUGCACGCACCCUUAUUUUGCCGACCAGGGGCGUAGUCCGACUUUGGAUAAGUCAUGUCGUCGCAGAGGUACCCCAUCAGCAUCCGUUUAACCGGGGUGAUGGAGAAGGACAAGAAAAAAAUGUACAUCACCUCGGUACUUUGGUCAGACGAGGAAGAGAUUGUCAUCUACAGGACCAUUGAGGACUUCAAGAAAAUGCACAAGCAGAUCAAGAAAGCGUUCCCCGGCAUGAAGAAAUCAGAAAGAAUUGUGCCUAAAUUUAAAGUCACAAAGAAAGCCAAAGCAGGGCAGAAGAAUGGCACCUCAAAGUCAUUGAAUUACCUUAAGCCCUUGCAGAGGUACUGCAAUGAAUUGCUGAGCUGCGAUCCGAAGGUCAACCAGUCGGUGCACCUCAUCCAGUUUCUCCACCCUAAAAAUGAGGAACUGCAGGCCGAGUACUCCAAGAACGGUGUCAUAAUCAUGCCCCCCGAAACCCAAGCCCAACAAGAACUAAUUUACAGCCAGGGUGGCAAUGUGACCCAGCCCUUCAGCACGGAGACUUACAGGUGCGUGGCCCCCUACGAGACUAAAGACACCAAGAACAAGCCGUUCAAAGUGGCCUUGAAUGAAAAAGUCGACGUGCUCAUCAAGGACAAAGCGGGCUGGUGGCUCGUGGAGAAUGACGACAAGUGCUUGGCCUGGUUUCCUGCUCCGUACCUGGAGAGGACGGACGAUGAACCGGAAGAGGACAAUAUUGAUGGACUUCCCGAAAGAGGGUUGUUUUACACCGUAACCAAGAGCUACAAAUCCACUAAAGACGAUGAAAUAACAGUGAGCAUCGGUGCCUCGGUGGAAGUCCUGCAGAAGUCGGAAAACGGCUGGUGGCUCAUCAGAUACCAAGGCAAGGCUGGCUACAUCCCCAGUAUGUAUCUGAAGCCCCCAAGCUACGGCCAUGUGGGAAGAGGCCACCACGGGCACAACAGUCCCAUCCUUCUGUCCCCCUCCAACUUGACAGUGCAGCCACAGUCAAUAACCCGCUCUCAAGACAACCUCCAGGAAAUGAACACUGCCAGGCCCGCCGCAUCCAAUCUCCUCCGACCCCUGACCAGGCAAUUGUCUAGAUCCGCCGAGGUCCUAAACCAACCUCCGUCGACUGUGCCAGCCUCCAAGCCGCCCCCCGUCUCACUUCCCAAGCCGCGACCUAACCCACCUCCAAAGCGUGCCGCAUCGCCCAAUCCAGGAUACGCCCCACCUCCGAAUACACAACGUGCCUCACCGCCCAAACCAGGAUACCCCCCACCUCCGAAUACACAACGUGCCCCAUCGCCCAAACCAGGAUACCCCCUACCUCCGAAUACACAACGUGCCCCAUCGCCCAAACCAGGAUACACCCUACCUCCGAAUGCAAGUUAUGUCCCUACGCCCAUCAUCAUGGUAAAGAAUGACUCCGAGAGCGAUGUUCCUUCUAGCCAGACCUGGGACAGCGAGACAGAGUUCACAAGCGACAGCGACUUCAGCAGCGACGAAUUCAGCUUGUCCUCGGCAAGCAUGAUCGACAGCAUGAGCAUGAGCACCGACGACUACCGCCUCCACAGCCGCACCCCUCCGCCGCCGAGCAGGAACACGCUGAGUCCGCAAAGUGCAAACGGCGGAAGAAUGACGCCCGCCAUCUCCGACCCAAACAUCUUCAAGAGCGUCUCAACGCCCAAGGUGCCGCCCAGGCCGCAGACUAAUGAGAUUCUCAGCCGUUGCACAACCAUCACCCGCAAGAACGCAAACAGAGAUGCCAGCCCGACGCAGACUACCAUACAUACACGGUAGAAAGAAGCCCAUGUCGGACGAUUGAGAUCAGACAUUUACAAUGCAGCAGGAUGUGUUCAACUGCAAAUGGCACAAAGUCACACCAACACAACUUCUCCCCAAAAAAUGGUUUACAUGUAUAUAGAUAACGGUGUUUAUACUAGAAAGAUUGCUACCACCUUCCUAGCUAAUUACCAACGUAUAUUUUCCAAAACCUUUAACAUGGAGCUCAUUCAUACAUGUACCCAAGGAUAUUGUGCUUGGUAAGAAUGUUAGAAAUCGACUACGGGUGUGUUGUGGUUAGUUUUCUUUGAACCAAAUAAAAACAUGGUGGUUAAA